AUGGAUAGUUGUAAGAAAACUAAUAGUAAUUGGAUUUUAUGUCCUUCGAAAAGUAUUCCUGGCAAAUUUUAUUAUUUCAAUGUGGUCACUGGAGAAGCCGUGUGGGGAUUAGAUGAUGAACAGACAAAUGCACUAAAAAAGGACAAUAAUAUACCAAAAAUGGCAGACAAAUCACACACAUAUCCUGAACCACAAAUACACAAAACUUUUGAAGAAUUUUCUAGUGCAUCGAACUUUUAUUCCAAUAAUGGAUAUUUAUACCAACAGACUCAGAGUAAAACAUGCCCAAGAUAUGGCCAGGCAGUUUUUCCUCAAUACUUUUCAAAUGUAACUCCUUUGUUAAUGCCAAGUAUAAUAUGGACACCAAUCCAAAUGCCAGUGUCCAUGACAAAAGAGAAAAAUGUUUUAGAUCGAAAUACUCAAACUGCUGAUAUUGAAAGUAAUUUUUCAGUUCAAACUUGUACAAUGCCACUGUCUAAAAGAUUCACUUUACUGAGUAAUUCUAAGAACGUUGAUACUUUUGGAAAUUCAAAUGGAAAAAUUGCUACAUCCAGUCCAAUGUGCACAAAAAAUUGGUGGAAUAAAUCAUCUGUGUUGAAAGAAAAUACACAAUUAACAGAUCAGACACAACAACAGAAUAAAAAAAAGUUAGAACAAUCCAAUAUAAUCAGAGAGCCGAAGCUGAAUUGCCAAAAACCUACUGUUAAACAUACUGUUAGUAGUCAAAAUAUUAAACCAAAUAAAGUAAAUAAUGAAUCUAAUAUGGAUUGUGAAGAAGAAAGAGAACAAGUUGAAGAUAAUUUAUUAAGAAAAUUAGAUAAAAAUGACUUAAGAUAUUUAUUGGUUUCUAAAAGGAGGAAAUCAGUUGAUUUGGGUGUUUUACAUAAUGAUAAGAUAAAAGAAGAAAAGGAAAGCAAUAAUUCACAUAAUGUGUCUCCGAAGAAAAAAGUGACAUUUAAUCUCAAUACAAGUGAUAAUGGAUCCAAUAUUUCAAUAGUAAAUAGUGAUGAUACACCAAUAAAAAAAUCUUUACCAAUAAAAUUUUUAAGAGAUCUAGGAAAAAUAGUGGAUCCAAAUACUACCUGGUAUAUAGUUGUGGACCGAGAUAUAUUGCUGGAUGAUAUAGAUUUUAUUAUGGAAUAUAUUGAGGGGGAUGAAUAUUGUAAAUUAUUAGUAUCAGUAUCGAUUUUAAAAAAUAUACAAUUACUCGGUAUCGGGGACGGCAAGCGCUCGAUAGUUCUCAACGCCCGCCAGGUGUAUAGGCGACUGACGAAUACUUCUAAUAAAGUACAUACAGUAGAUAUAAAAGAAGGUGCAUCAAUGCCAGAUGACGUUAUAAACUGCUGUCUGCAAGCGAUUGAUGAAAAUUUACACGUGACCAAAGAUGACUGUGAACCUUUUGUUAUAAAUAAUAAUGAUAUUUUAUCUGAUUUGAAUGAUAAUAUUUGUGAUGAUAGAAAUAAUGAUAAUGAUACAAUAGAUAUGAUAGCUAUAAAUAAAAAUAUUCUCGAAUUGGAUUUAAAUAGUUCAAAAGAUAUUAAAAGAGUGAACAAAAAUAAUAAAUCCGAUAAUAAAAACAUACAUACAGAUACAGAAAAAUCAUAUAGAAAAGAUAUAGAUAAAUAUAUAGAUACAGCUAAAGAUAAUAAAAAAUAUAUACAUAUGAAUGAGAAAAAGAUAGAAGAAAAUAUUAAUUGUUCAGAUGCUAAGGCUAACGAAACUCGUUCUUUUAAACCAUUGGUCUUUCAGAAAAUUUUCUUUAAUUCUCAAGAUGUUUUAAAUAAUAAACCUGCUUUAAUAAAUGUUGAGGAUAAAACAACAGAUAAUCAAGAACGAAGAGAUUCUAUAAAAAAAGAUGUCGUAAACAAAAAUGAUGUAAUAACUCCUAAAACUUUAAACAAAAGUCUUCGUAAUGAAGGGAAAGAAAAUGGUGGAAUCCAUGAUUGGAAAAAUAUCGUCUUAACCAUAGACAAUGAUUCAAACAAUCGAACAGCAACAGAUAAUAAAUGUCGAAUUGAGGACAAACUAAAAAGUUUUUAUAUAAAAGAUAAAGUAACAGAACAAAAUAUUAUUACCAGAAUGGAAGAAUAUAGCUGCUGUUAUAUACAGAUAAUGGAAGAGUUUUUAAACAUUGUUUUAAAGAAAAAUAAAUUUGUUCAAAAAAUUCUACCUUGCUCUUUCCACGAAGGAUUAGAAUGUUUGAAAGAGUUUUAUUUUGAUGUUAAAAUUAAGAAAAUAAUUGAAGAGUUAUUGUCGCUUUGGAAGAAAGAAGAUAAAAUCAAGAUGGAUAUAAAGCCUUCAGUUUUGAUGCGUGUAAUAUGGCGUGGCUGGCUCUUGGUGGACUCUUUAAAGAACACCAUACCGUAUGAUGUUAAAGAAAUAGAAUAUAUGUUUACAAAAUUAAUGGAAAACAUGGAAAACCCCAUCACAGAAGAUGUCGAAUUGAUUCAAACGCCGAUACGAAAGAGUCAAGAUCAAAUUGUUAGAAGUAACUAUAUUAAAGAUGAGUCUGAAAUUAUUGAAUAUUUGAAAAAAAACUUCGCAAACUGGAAAAAUUAUGAAAUUACAAAACCUGAUAAAGAUAUAAAAAAUAUUGGAUAUAACGACGAUGUACAUAUAAUAAGAACGUCUGGCAAACAUUUGAACAGAUAUAAAAUAGAUAACAAAAAACAAAUAACGUUCAACAAUAUAUGUGAUAAAGACAACAAUAAAGAGCCACAAAACGGACAGACAGAUCUAAAUAUACCUGUUCUACACGAAAAUACUUUCGAUGCUAAUAACAAGGAUGGCCCGAAAGUGAUAAGAAAUGUGAAACCGAUAGAUGAGUUUGAAAAGAGAAUCACUAAUAAACAAUCGAAUCUCGAUGAUCUAAAAUAUUCUGGAAUAGUUGAAAUAAUUUCAACUGCAACUGACAAGAAUGAUAGGUCAAAUAAUAAUAAUUAUUAUAAAAAUGAUAAUGAUAAUUUAAAUAAUAAUAAUAAUUUGAAGAUCAAUGAUAAUUGUAGUAAAGAAAAUGAUUAUCAGAAUAAUGAUGAUUAUUCAUUUGAUGAAAGAAAUAAUAAUGACACACCAGAUAGUGGGUUCGAAAAUGAAAGUAUACACACUUGUACGUUUAUACGAAACUUUUUGAUUGAUCUAAGUUCUUCAUUUAAAUUGAUUUAUACUUUUAUUCAUAAAUGUCACGAUGAAUUCCUCGGCGGAGUAAUGGAGGAGACAGACAAAAAGAGUUUAUAUGAAAAAGCGGAACAAACGCACACACAGAUGAAUGCGAUAAUUGACAAGCUGAAAAGUAUAAUUGAAAGGGAAUCUGCGGAGAGUACUAAAUUAAAGUUGCUACUAGUAAAGGCUGGUCUUGAUGUAACUGAAGAUAAACGUAUAGCAAGAUACAGGCAAACGGUAACAAAGUGUUUGGAACAAGCGCAAAUUCUAAACUGCAGUUUGAAAUUAAUACUGAGUACAAAUAAAGAUGACGUCACGGAUGACAUGUCGUUAAUUAGUUAUAAUUUGCUUAGUUACUUUAAUAUAUUCGAA
Brenthis ino (lesser marbled fritillary) is the source of this 3531-nucleotide messenger RNA. The record is from the annotation of a GenBank genome assembly. Lineage: Eukaryota; Metazoa; Arthropoda; Insecta; Lepidoptera; Nymphalidae.